Molecule: messenger RNA, 1352 nt
Organism: Siniperca chuatsi (mandarin fish)
Lineage: Eukaryota; Metazoa; Chordata; Actinopteri; Centrarchiformes; Sinipercidae
Product: CMRF35-like molecule 5
Exons: 5
Coding region: 196-1086 (296 amino acids)
Source: RefSeq, a predicted model, not a curated record
GCCUCCCACAUGCUUUAAGUGGUUUUGAAGGGAGAUUUAGACAGCGGAAGUUGGCUAAAUGUAGGAAGUGCAACAACAAAGAGGAACCGAUGACAACUGCAAAGCCGUCCUUCAUUUGGAGAGAAUUACAAAGAUGUGAAAUCAUGGUGAGAUAAGGAAAGUGACAGACGUACAAAUCGUAUCAGGAUCACGAAGAUGAUUGUUCUAAUUUUGGUCUUUCUUCUGGGAGGGCUGCGGAAGACUGAAGCUAUAUCGGUAACAGGAGUGUUGGGAAAGGAGAUCACAAUAAAAUGCUCUCACGUCAACGCAUUUUCGAACGUCAAAUAUUUCUGCAAGGGAGUGUGUAGAAAUGAAGACGUCCUAAUAAGUAGCAGACAAAUGAAGUCUGAUUCAAAAGCCAAAUACAGUAUUAUAGAUGAAGGAAACACAUUCAACGUGACCAUCCUUGAUCUGACAGAGGAUGAUGUAGGAACUUACUGGUGUGGAAUAGCGAGAACUGGUUUUGACACAUACAAUAAAGUAGUCCUCACGGUCAUGGCGGGAAACAUUAAGGACCCUAACAGUGACUUGCCACAAUCAAAUUCAAAUGAGGCAAUUAAUCCAAACGCUUCAUCCAAAAAGAAGCUGGUGUAUAUUGGAGCAGGUCUUGGGGUGAUUGUGCUGGCUCUGGCGAUGGUCCUUCUAAUAUUCUUCAGACAUCGAAACAGAGACAUCAGCCCAUCUUCUGGAGAGGACCAUGACACGGUUUAUGCAACACUAUCCAGUCAGAAACAAGACACACACCACAUCAUCACUUCCUCUUCAACAGCCAAUGAAUAUCAAAAAUCAGAUGGCAGGACUAACAGCAUCUUGAGCUCAUCGCCCCUUCAGCACCGAGUUACCAGCAGAGAUCCCGCAGACAAAAUUUACUCCAGUGUCACUGUUUCAUUAGAGCCUCAGAUCCAACCAGACGGCCUCUUCUACUCCACUGUUAGCUUUAACAAAUACACCAACUGCAGCACUGCCACACCUCGUACUGCAGCGGUUACAUACUCCACCAUUAAACACAUUUCAACAGAUGAAUCAAUAGUCUAUUGCAAUGUCUGAUCUCAGUGCUGACCAUCUUCACUGAUAAUUGCAGUAUCUUCUUCUAAUGUAAGAGUCUGUGUUAUGCUUAACAGCCAGUACCCACCACUGAGACACAUUUCUGUUCCAAGGCUGAAUUCACAGGUUGUUGUGAAUGAAUUGUUUUUAAAUAAUUCUGAAUUUAUUUAUUUUUCAAAUUAUUAGAAUAAAAAAAGGUAAAUUAAAUUAUACAUCAUGUCCAGUAGAUUUUAGUAGUUUAUGCUAAUAAAAUAACAUUGUAAAAUCAA